This is a messenger RNA of Myotis myotis, 1353 nucleotides long. RefSeq names its product SRY-box transcription factor 11 (gene SOX11). The record is from RefSeq and is a predicted model, not a curated record. Bases 26 to 1288 code for a protein of 420 amino acids. Gene Ontology annotation, biological process: negative regulation of transcription by RNA polymerase II; neuron differentiation; positive regulation of transcription by RNA polymerase II. Lineage: Eukaryota; Metazoa; Chordata; Mammalia; Chiroptera; Vespertilionidae. The transcript has a single exon. Gene Ontology annotation, molecular function: DNA-binding transcription activator activity, RNA polymerase II-specific; RNA polymerase II cis-regulatory region sequence-specific DNA binding.
GGAGCGCCCAGCCCCGCGGCGGAUCAUGGUGCAGCAGGCGGAGAGCUUGGAGGCGGAGAGCAACCUGCCCCGGGAGGCGCUGGACACGGAGGAGGGCGAAUUCAUGGCGUGCAGCCCGGCGGCCCUGGACGAGAGCGACCCGGACUGGUGCAAGACGGCGUCGGGCCACAUCAAGCGGCCGAUGAACGCGUUCAUGGUGUGGUCCAAGAUCGAGCGGCGCAAGAUCAUGGAGCAGUCCCCCGACAUGCACAACGCCGAGAUCUCCAAGCGCCUGGGCAAGCGCUGGAAGAUGCUCAAGGACAGCGAGAAGAUCCCGUUCAUCCGCGAGGCCGAGCGGCUGCGCCUCAAGCACAUGGCCGACUACCCCGACUACAAGUACCGGCCGCGGAAAAAGCCCAAGAUGGACCCCGCGGCCAAGCCCAGCGCCGGCCAGAGCCCCGAGAAGAGCGCGGCGGGCGGCGCCAAGGCCGCCAAGGGCUCCGGCAAGAAGUGCGGCAAGCCCAAGGCGCCCGCGGGCCCCGGCGCCAAGGCGGGCGCGGGCAAGGCGGCGCCGUGCGGGGACCUGGGCGCGGGCGACGACUACGUGCUCGGCGGCCUGCGCGCGGGCGGCGCGGCCAAGACGGUCAAGUGCGUGUUCCUGGACGAGGAGGAGGACGAGGACGAGGACGGCGACGAGCUGCCGCUGCGGAUCAAGCAGGAGCCGGACGAGGACGAGGACGAGCCGCCGCACCCGCCGCUCCUGCCGCCGCCGGGCCCGCAGGCGCCGCCGCCGCUGCUGAGACGCUACAACGUCGCCAAAGUGCCCGCCAGCCCCACGCUGAGCAGCGCGGCCGAGUCCCCCGAGGGCGCCAGCCUGUACGACGAGGUGCGGGCCGGCGCCCCCGCGGGCCCGGGGGGCGGCAGCCGCCUCUACUACAGCUUCAAGAACAUCACCAAGCAGCACCCGCCGCCGCUGGCGCAGCCCGCGCUCUCGCCCGCGUCCUCGCGCUCCGUCUCCACGUCCUCGGCCUCCUCGGGCGGCAGCGGCGGCGAGGACGCCGACGACCUGAUGUUCGACCUGAGCUUGAAUUUCUCCCAGAGCGCGCACGGCGCCGGCGAGCAGCAGCUGGGCGGCGGCGCGGCCGGGAACCUGUCCCUGUCGCUGGUGGAUAAGGAUUUGGAUUCGUUCAGCGAGGGCAGCCUGGGCUCCCACUUCGAGUUCCCCGACUACUGCACGCCCGAGCUCAGCGAGAUGAUCGCGGGGGACUGGCUGGAGGCCAACUUCUCCGACCUGGUGUUCACGUAUUGAGCGCGCCCGGCGCCGGCCCCGGGCCCCGCGGGCACCCCGCCGGGGUCCUGCGUGGGGAGGGCGGC